AUGGCGUACAAUCGAUUAGGCUUGCGCGAUUGGCACUCUCUGCUCACAUCCUCAUUAGCAGACGACGGUGGUUAUUACGACCAGAUGGACCCCCGGGCCCAUCGGACGCCCUCACCAGGCAACACUAUCCAGCAAGGGUAUCAGCUCGAUGACAAUCCUCAGGGGAAUUAUCCCGCGGGCCAUGGCCUCGAUGUUCACAACCCAGCAUUGAACCAGGGCCGCUUCAGCCCAGGCGACUCGCUACAAAUGCAAAUGGCUCACUCGGUCGACAACCUCGGUGGGGCUUAUGACCCCAGGCCGCAUGGCGGCGAGUAUGGUGUCAACCCGGAAGAACAUCACGAUGCAUACUACAACACGCCCUACGAGCCUGCCCAGCACGAUGGCCAGGGUGCUUAUGACCAGUUCGAUACCGAUGGCAGACCGCUUCUUCAACAGGCUGGCUCAUACGAGACGCCCGGCUACGGAGAGCCUGGCUACGGCGAACCCGGUUACGAAGACCCUGUCCUUGAUCGGCCCCCGCAAACGACGCCAGCACCUCAAGGCGGUGGCCUCAAGCGUUGGAAAACGGUGAAGCAGGUGCUCCUCUACCGGGGCAACUUGGUACUCGACUGCCCGGUUCCUCCCCGGCUCUUGAGCCAGCUGCCGCACGGCGAGCGCGACGAGUUUACGCACAUGCGCUACUCUGCCGCCACAUGUGAUCCAUCCAACUUCUACGAGGACAAUUUCACACUCCGGCAGAAGCUUUUCAGCAAGCCACGGCACACCGAGCUGUUUAUUGUGGUCACCAUGUAUAACGAGGACGAGAUUUUGUUCGCCCGCACCAUGAUCGGUGUCUUGAAAAACGUCGAGUACAUGUGCAAGCGCACCGAGAGCAAGACCUGGGGAAAGGAUGCUUGGAAGAAAAUUGUCGUUUGUGUCGUCAGUGAUGGCCGUGGAAAAAUUAACCCGAGAACCAGGGCUCUACUUGCCGGGAUGGGUGUAUACCAGGAGGGCAUUGCCAAGCAGCAGGUUAACGGCAAAGAUGUGACGGCGCAUAUCUACGAAUACACUACCCAGAUCGGCCUGCAGAUCAAAAACAACAUUGUACAGCUGGUGCCAAAACAGCAGCCUGUCCAGAUGCUCUUCUGCCUCAAGGAGACGAAUAAGAAAAAGAUCAACUCUCACCGCUGGUUCUUCCAGGCGUUUGGCCGCGUCCUCGACCCUAACAUUUGCGUUCUGAUCGACGCCGGUACGCGCCCUGGAGGUAACUCCAUCUACCACCUCUGGAAGGCUUUCGACCUCGAACCCAUGUGCGCUGGCGCCUGCGGUGAGAUCAAGGCCAUGUUGGGUACUGGCGGCAGGAACCUGAUAAAUCCGUUGGUUGCGGCUCAAAACUUUGAGUACAAGAUGAGCAACGUUCUCGACAAGCCGCUCGAGUCUGCCUUUGGCUUUAUUUCUGUGCUGCCGGGUGCCUUCUCGGCCUAUCGCUAUGCCGCCCUGCAAAACGACAAGAACGGACAGGGCCCUCUCGAAAAGUAUUUUGCCGGCGAGACGCUUCACGGCGCCAGUGCGGGCAUCUUCACUUCGAACAUGUACCUGGCCGAGGAUCGUAUCCUGUGUUUCGAGCUCGUCACUAAGCGCAACUGCCACUGGCUCCUGCAAUACGUCAAGUCUGCGACAGGAGAGACGGACGUACCGGACGGCCUUUCGGAGCUAAUUCUGCAGCGUCGCCGGUGGCUAAACGGCUCCUUCUUUGCUGCUCUCUAUGCGAUCGUCCACUUCCACCAGUUCUUUCGCUCCGAUCACUCUCUUUUCCGAAAGGUUAUGUUCUUUAUCGAGUUUGUCUUCAACACCAUUAAUAUGAUAUUCGCCUGGUUUGCCAUUGGCAACUUCUUCCUCGUUUUCAAGAUCCUCACAUCCAGCCUUUCUGAUAAGGACCUACUCGGCACAGUAGGCAAUAUUUUAGGCGUGGUGUUUGAAUGGUUCUAUGGUGGAUGCCUCAUCAUUUGCUUCACGCUGUCCAUGGGCAAUCGCCCGGCUGGUUCGGGCCCAUACUAUAUGGCUAUGGCUGUCUUCUGGGCUAUCAUUUAUGUGUACCUCAUGUUUGCUGCCGUAUUUAUUUCAGUCAAGGCUGUCCAGACUGAUAUUCAUGAUGGCCUAACCGGCUCGGAGCUCUUCUCGAACAAGGUUUUCGUCACUCUGAUUCUUUCAGUCAUGUCGACAUACGGAGUGUGGCUGAUUGCGUCUGUCAUGAUGUUCGACCCGUGGCACAUGUUCACCUCACUAAUUCAGUACUUAUUGCUCACGCCUACAUUCACGAAUAUCUUGAACGUCUACGCUUUCUGUAACACACACGAUAUUUCGUGGGGUACCAAGGGCGACGACAAAGCCGAGGCGCUGCCUUCAGUCAGCACCAAAGAUGGCCAGGGCAAGACGGACCUGCCAGAUGAAGGUGACUUGAAUGCACAGUAUGAGCGGGAACUACUUGCCUUUGGCGAAAAAGAGGUCAAGGUGAAAACAGAACCGACGCCAGCCCAAUUGGACGAGAAACAGCAAGACUACUAUCGUGGUGUGCGUACCGUCGUGGUGGUUAUUUGGAUCAUCAGCAAUUUUGCCCUCGCCGCUCUUGUCCUGAGUACCGCAGGUCUCGAAAAGAUCAUUUCGUCGAAUUCUGCCUCCGCCGAUACCAGUCGUGCGACGAUCUACAUGGCCGUCAUUCUCUACAGUGUAGCAGCCCUGUCUGCUUUCAAAUUUCUGGGCGCUCUAUGGUUUUUGAUAGUGCGGAUGUUCCGUGGUGUAUAG
Messenger RNA from Grosmannia clavigera kw1407, 2781 nucleotides. Its product is annotated as chitin synthase a. Gene Ontology annotation, molecular function: chitin synthase activity. The record is from RefSeq and is a predicted model, not a curated record. Gene Ontology annotation, cellular component: cell periphery; cell septum. Lineage: Eukaryota; Fungi; Ascomycota; Sordariomycetes; Ophiostomatales; Ophiostomataceae. The transcript is spliced from 4 exons. Bases 1 to 2781 code for a protein of 926 amino acids.